UAUUCAAAAUAAAAUACAAUGUCAAUGAAUGUAAGGUUAUUUUUAUUUAUCGUAGAGGUAUUUUUUCUCAGGAAGAGAACGAAGUAGAUUAAAGUUAUUUAAGCAAUAAGAUAAAAAUAAAUGCCUUUUUAUAGAAUGGUGUCAAGAUAUCAACUAUUUCACUGCAGUCGAAUGCGGGCUAAUAUGAUAGAAGCAAAUAAAUGCAGGUUUCUAGUCCAACGUGCGAAGCAUACAAAAGCUUUGAAAACAGAAAAAGAGAAAUUACGAAUGUAUGUUGUUGGAAGAUAUAUCGAUUAUGUUAAGAACUACACAAAUGUCCUUGAACAGAGAUUUCCAACAGCUGUUAAAAUGUACAGAGUGUUUAGUGUUGGAAUUAAAGAUUUCUUGAGAGAUCUCAAAACAUACAUAUCACUAAGAAUAAAAAUUACCCGGGAUGGCGGAUUUUCUAAUAUGAGCCGUCAAGAUAUUGAACUGUAUGAAAAAAUGCCAUCAGACAUGUGGAGAAUAGCACCUGUCCUUAUUUUGUCUGCUAUUCCCUUUGGAAAUUACGUCAUAUUUCCCUUAGCGUUUCUCAAGCCUAAAUCUCUCCUCUGCUCACAUUUCUGGUCGAUACAGCAACGCGUCGAGUUUACUACACAAGAUUUGAAGGAACGCCUUAAAUAUAAUAAGCCCGUCUUGCGGGCUCUCCAAGCUCAGUUAGACGCGAUCCCUAAUGGUGAAAUAAAAGAGCGUUGGAGAAGAGUACUCGGCCUGUUGGGAUCCGGUGUUCAUCCAACACCUGAGGACGUUCUAGAGUGUCAAAGCCUUUUUAUUGAAGGCCCGUAUGAAUUGUCUGGCAUAACCUAUUCACAUGCUGGUCACUUACUGAAAAUGCAUGGCAUGAAGAAGUCAUUGCUUAGAAGGAACAAGUUGAAGUACCGGGCGUUUCUGCUUUUAGAAAUGGACAAAGCAAUUCUGAGGGAGGGGGGAGUGGACGAAAUGAAUAUGGAGUCUCUGAGACACGCGUGUCACAUCCGCGGCUUGAAUGGCAGCCAUUUGACCAACCAGGACAUGAGGGAUUGGUUGCACAAAUGGCUGGCAGUAUCUAGUAAAAUCGACAAGCUAUCUUAUUCGUUAUUAUUGCAUAGUCCUAUAUUUUUCGCAUACAAUCACCCGCAAAAUUGGGUGUUGAUUUACUAAUUUUUAUUAUUAUUUUUUUGAUUGUUAACAAUUGUUUUAUAGUUUACCUAUUCAUAGUUCAGUUUGACUAGGAGUACAAAUAUAUAUUUUUUUUAUUAAAUACGCGCAGCAGCAGUAUGAUUAAGAAAAUUUUUACAAGCGAAAACAAGUAUAUGCAGGGAUUGAUUAAUGUUAUUAAGACUUAUAAACUUGGGAUUCCUCUUUCAUGCGAUGGGCUAGCAGCCUAUCAUUAUUAAAAUUUUAUAUUUCAUGAUUAAACCAUUCAGGUAAACAUAACCUUUGAGACUAGGGUCGUGACCGUCUUUUAAAAAAAAAUUACAGACAGAGAGAAUAUCAGAUGAUAAUAGAAAUCGGCUCUAUGGUUUUAUAGAAAUAUUUUUUUUUAGUUAGAUUUAAUUGAGAUUAAAACCUCAAAAUGCAAUAUAAGUUUUAAUCUCAAUAACAUUAUUAAUGUGCAGCGCGUAUUUUGAAAUUAGAUGAUGAUUAUUUAUUAUUAUUUGUGAUUAAUAUUUUAUACAGCCAAAUGUGAGACAUUAUGCUGUGAAAUACAUGUACUGUGAUUAAUUAGUUAUAGAAGUGUAUUUUUAAUUAAUCUAGAUUUUCUAAUGUUAUAUCUAUGUAUAUGUAAAAAUUUCUUCGUGCAAAGUUUUAUUGACCGAAAUUACUUAUUGUAGUCAACUAACAGUAACAUAACUAAAAUAAGGAUGUUUAAUUUACUGCACGUUCUUAUAAGGUGAAACGGAAUUCAAGCAGUAGACAUGGUCUUGUGUUAUUCCGUGUAUCUGACUAACUGACGCGCUCCCGUGGUCAGAGGUCUCAGGCUUCCGCAGACUUCAUGGCAGUUGCAACCAGUAAUAACUCCACAAGUGACGAUAAAUCUGUGACAACGGUCGUGCCGCCGCCGCCAAGACGAGAUAAGCGAAGCGCCAUCUAGGUACCUUUCUAUCUUUUUUCGAAAACAUUCGUCGUUUUUUUUAAUGUAUAGUCCAUUUUUAGGUACUGAAAUAAAGGUAUACGUCUUAAUAGGUACUUAUUUUUUAUUAAAAUAAUCAUUAAUUAAUUAAUAGCCACAAGAAGACUAAACCACAUGAAUAACAGAUAUCGUAAUUGAUUAGAUUAUCAUAAAAAGUAGUAAUUAUUUUUUUGUUUGCUUUUUCAACAAAUUGUAUCCUGAUGAGCUUGACUUUGGGCGAAUUGACUAUGUUUCUGUUUUUAGAUUUAAACUUUUAAUUGGUGUCUAUAUUUGUUAAUAAUGUACUUUGUUGUAUUUGUUCAGUGUAUAUUUCAGUAUUGUUUUUUAGAUUUGGACAAUCUUGUUGUACGCUUUCUGUGACUAAAGUUGAAUUAUGUAAAUUUUAUGCUCUCGCGAAUGUUUUAACAAGGGA
Amyelois transitella is the source of this 2564-nucleotide messenger RNA. Its product is annotated as LETM1 domain-containing protein 1. Lineage: Eukaryota; Metazoa; Arthropoda; Insecta; Lepidoptera; Pyralidae. Gene Ontology annotation, cellular component: mitochondrial inner membrane. The coding region runs from base 121 to 1179 and encodes 352 amino acids. Gene Ontology annotation, biological process: intracellular monoatomic cation homeostasis. The record is from RefSeq and is a predicted model, not a curated record. Gene Ontology annotation, molecular function: ribosome binding. The transcript has 4 exons.